UUUCCCGCCUCGGGAAUCCCUGGACGGCGGCGGCGGAGCGGGAGGGAAGCCGCCCCUGGGGACUGAGCGCUGCCGUCCCGGCUAUGGGAGGAGGCAACUUUCAGGGAAGGUGUCCCGCAGGAAGGGUCGCAUCAUUCAGGGUGGCCGCCCGGUCCUGCCCGCGGGAGUAGGAGGACCGAGACGUCCGGCUUUCUCCCCGCACGCAGGUUCACAGCAUGUCCGCCUCGGCCCCUGCUGCGGAGGGAGAGGGAACCCCCACCCAGCCCGCGUCCGAGAAAGAACCUGAAAUGCCCGGUCCCAGAGAGGAGAGCGAGGAGGAAGAGGACGAGGACGACGAGGAGGAGGAGGAGGAGGAAAAAGAAAAGAGUCUCAUCGUGGAAGGCAAGAGGGAAAAGAAAAAAGUAGAGAGGUUGACAAUGCAAGUCUCUUCCUUACAGAGAGAGCCAUUUACAAUUGCACAAGGAAAGGGGCAGAAACUUUGUGAAAUUGAGAGGAUACAUUUUUUUCUAAGUAAGAAGAAAACCGAUGAACUUAGAAAUCUACACAAACUGCUUUACAACAGGCCAGGCACUGUGUCCUCAUUAAAGAAGAAUGUGGGUCAGUUCAGUGGCUUUCCGUUUGAAAAAGGAAGUGUCCAAUAUAAAAAGAAGGAAGAAAUGUUGAAAAAAUUUAGAAAUGCCAUGUUAAAGAGCAUCUGUGAGGUUCUUGAUUUGGAGAGAUCAGGUGUAAAUAGUGAACUAGUGAAGAGGAUCUUGAAUUUCUUAAUGCAUCCAAAGCCUUCUGGCAAACCAUUGCCGAAAUCUAAAAAAACUUCUAGCAAAGGCAGUAAAAAGGAACGGAACAGUUCUGGAAUGGCAAGGAAGGCUAAGCGAACCAAAUGUCCUGAAAUUCUGUCAGAUGAAUCUAGUAGUGAUGAAGAUGAAAAGAAAAACAAGGAAGAGUCUUCAGAUGACGAAGAUAAAGAAAGUGAAGAGGAGCCACCAAAAAAGACAGCCAAAAGAGAAAAACCUAAACAGAAAGCUACUCCUAAAAGUAAAAAAUCUGUGAAAAGUGCCAAUGUUAAGAAAGCAGAUAGCAGCACCACCAAGAAGAAUCAAAACAGUUCCAAAAAAGAAAGUGAGUCUGAGGAUAGUUCAGAUGAUGAACCUUUAAUUAAAAAGUUGAAGAAACCCCCUACAGAUGAAGAGUUAAAGGAAACAAUAAAGAAAUUACUGGCCAGUGCUAACUUGGAAGAAGUCACAAUGAAACAGAUUUGCAAAAAGGUCUAUGAAAAUUAUCCUACUUAUGAUUUAACUGAAAGAAAAGAUUUCAUAAAAACAACUGUAAAAGAGCUAAUUUCUUGAGAUAGAGGACAGAGAAGAUGACUCGUUCCCAUAGAUCUGAAGAUCUGAUUUAUACCAUUAUACCAGCAAAGAGAAUGUAUUUCCUUUUCUAAAUCCUUGUUAAGCAACGUUAGUAGAACUUACUGCUGACCUUUUUAUCUUGAGUGUUAUGUGAAUUUGAGUUUGCUGUUUUAAAUUGCAUUUCUAUGCCAUUUUUAGUUUAAAAUCUUGCAUGGCAUUAAUUGUUCCUUGCUUUUAUAGUUGUAUUUUGUACAUUUUGGAUUUCUUUAUAUAAGGUCAUAGAUUCUUGAACUGUUGUGGUUUUUAGUGCACUUAAUAUUAGCUUGCUUAAGGCAUACUUUUAAUCAAGUAGAACAAAAACUAUUAUGACCGGGAUUUAUACACACAGAGAUUGCAGUAUUUAGUAUAUGAAAUAUUUUGAAUACACAUCUCUGUCAGUGUGAAAAUUCAGCGGCAGUGUGUCCAUCAUAUUAAAAAUAUACAAGCUACAGUUGUCCAGAUGACUGAAUUGGAACUUUUCUCCUGCAUGUGUAUAUAUGUCAAAUUGUCAGCAUGACAAAAGUGACAGAUGUUAUUUUUGUAUUUUUAAAAAACAAUUCGUUGUAUAUAAAGUUUUUUUAUUUCUUUGUGCAGAUCACUUUUUAAACUCACAUAGGUAGGUAUCUUUAUAGUUGUAGACUAUGGAAUGUCAGUGUUCAGCCAGACAGUAUGAUGGAGCAGUGAAAGUCAAUUCAGUGAUGGGAACACUGAAGGAACAGUUAUCCUGCUUUGCCUCGAAAGUGUCAUCAAUUUGUAAUUUUAGUAUUAACUCUGUAAAAGUGUCUGUAGGUACAUUUUAUAUUAAGGACAGACCAAAAAUCAACCUAUCAAAGCUUCAAAAACUUUGGGAAAGGGUGGGAUUAAGUACAAGCACAUUUGGUUUAUAGUAAAUGAACUGAUUUUUAUUAACUGCUUUUGCCCAUAUAAAAUGCUGAUAUUUACCGGAAACCUAGCCACCUUCAUGAUUAUGACGAAAGUACCAGAUUAUAAUGCCAGAAUAUAAUGUACAGGCAAUCGUGGAUAUCUCUGACAAAGUGUGUCCCAAAAAUAAUAUACUUUUACAUUAAAGAAAUUUACCGUUUCUCUGGAGUUGGGGCUCUUGGCUUUUAGAGUUUGGUUAAUCAGUGUUGAUUCUAGAUGAUCAACAUAAUGGACCACUCCUGAAUGAGACUAAUUUUGUCUUUCAAAUUUACUGUCUUAAAUCAGUUUAUUAAAUCUGAAUUUUUAAAACAUGCUGUUUAUGACAGAAUGACACAUUUGAUGUACCAAUUAAGUGUUGAAAAAUAUCUUUGCAUCAUAGAACAGAAAUAUAUAAAAAUAUAUGUUGAAUGUUAACAGGUAUUUUCACAGGUUUGUUUCUUGAUAGUUACUCCGACACUAGGGAAAGGUAAAUACAAGUGAACAAAAUAAGCAACUAAAUGAGACCUAAUAAUUGGCCUUCGAUUUUAAAUAUUUGUUCUUAUAAACCUUGUCAAUAAAAAUAAGUCUAAAUCA
Nomascus leucogenys (northern white-cheeked gibbon) is the source of this 2876-nucleotide messenger RNA. The record is from RefSeq and is a predicted model, not a curated record. Lineage: Eukaryota; Metazoa; Chordata; Mammalia; Primates; Hylobatidae.